AUGGAAAUUGAUGGUAAUACAUUAAUAUUCAUCAUUCUGAUAUUAUUCUUAUUUUUCUCAUCACCUGGAGGUAAUGGUGUCACAUCACAGUAUGAAUUUAACCAAAUUCACCUUUUUACACAACAAUUAGAAACAGAAUAUUCAGCAUUCCAAAAUUUAACAUAUAACUCAAACUUUAAAAACAUUACAGGAUUAAAGCUAAGUUAUAAUGAUGUAAUGGAAAACCCAUUAAUUAACGCCACUUACCCAAUAGAUUCAAAGAAUUACGAACAGUGGUACAAUAAUGAAAAUUAUUUGAUUAUGCCUGAUGAAAUAAUACAAACAAUUGGUGACAGUGUCUGGAACCUUACAAACGACGAACAAAAAAAUAUUUUCCCACCUAUAAUCACUAGUACAUUAUUGGGUUCUAUAAAUUUGGAUUCAAAUAAUAAAUAUAGUAAAAUAAGAAUGCCCUUGGCGAAUUUCUAUGAACCAGCGAGAGAUUUUUCAGAUAACGUCCCCCCUAUGGGAGAAACCUAUAUUGAUGAUUGGGAAGAUUAUGGUGAAAUCCAUAACGUUACGUUUACAAAAGGAGAGAUGAAAGUCCAGUUUACACAUGUGGAUAAAGUUCAUACAAGUCUACAGUCAAAGAAAAAGAAAUAUUUCAAUACUCAAGAUGAAAAUUGGAAAUUGUUGAAUGUUAAAGUUGAUUUCACUGAUAAGAAUGAAAAUGAAAAGCACUCGAUAAAUACCUUAGGGAUCUACGAUAUAAGGACCGGUAGAAUCUUAGCCAUGUCAGAAAGUGCCAAAUUCCAUUCUUUGUUUGCUCUUCCACACUAUAUGAGUGUAGGAAACAGUAGAACAGAACAAAAAGAGGUAUUCGAACAAUCCAAAAAAUUAAUCGCUGAAUAUUGGAAUACAUCCAAUUAUAUUGACACUCUUACAAUGGGUUAUCUUAAUACAAUGUAUGAUGAUGCAGUGGAGAAAUGUGAAUUUAUGAUGUUUUUCCAGCUUAAACCUUGGAACCAAUAUAAUAAAGACCAAUUAAAAAUAAUUGACGAUGAACUCAAAUGGCCAUUAGGAAGACCAGCUAAUUUGUCACAUAUCCCUGAUAUUACAGUUACAUCUGCUUUAGUAUAUUCUCCUGACUGUGGGAUUUCAUUGAGUACAAAGAAUAUCCAUGGUGAAAGAUAUGAACUUAAAAUUAGGUCAAUUAGAAUGCACUUAUUAUGUGGUAUAUUCCUAUUCGUAGCACAAAUUUAUCUGCUAUUGCGUCAAAUGCAACACACAAAUACACCAUCUAGCGUAAAUAAAAUAUCCUUCUACACGUUUUGCAUGAUUAACUUGGUAGAUGGUUGUUUAGCAACCCUUUAUUUUAUAUCUGCUACAUUGGUCCCUGAAUUGUACCUACCAUUGGUGAUUAGUGCUUUUGCGUCUUUCAUUUUAGCGUCAAUCUUCGAAACAAGAUAUUUGAUUUCUGUCUAUGCAUCUCAAGUUAAUGAAAGAAAUGUUGGGAUAGUAACUUUAUUAACAGGUCAUACGGAAGAUCCUGAAACUUCUAAUCAGAGACCAGUUGUUAUUCCCGAUGAAGCAUCCAUCAGUAGUUCUCUAUAUGGAAGGUUUGCAAUCACAUUGAUUACAUUUACAUUUUUGAUUCUAAAUUCCAUGUCAUGGCCAAGACAUUUUAGAAUAAUGUUUGAAUAUUCUGCAAUUUUCAUUCUAAACUCAUAUUGGUGGCCACAGGUCUUUAGAAAUGCAAUCAAGGGUAUUCCAUCCAGAAGAGAAAGAGAAAGGAUUGAAAAUUUGGCUAAUAGAAGACAAAAUAAAAUGCCUUUGUUAUGGAAGUUUAUUAUUGGUACUACCUUUAUUAGAACAUUACCAAUCGUAUAUUUUUUCACAUAUUCUUCCAAUAUUUUCAGGCAUCACAAAGAUACAAGGUUUGUAGUAAUUCUUUCCUUAUGGUUAUUAUUCCAAAUAGCUGUUUUAUAUUCUCAAGAUAUUUUGGGAGCACGUUGGUUCCUAUCGCAACAUACUAUUCCAGAGGGAUAUACAUAUUUCAAGCCAGUUUCCUUAGCAUUAUUGAAGGAGCAUGAUGAUGUCAAUGAUACAAUAGAUACUGGAAAUAAGGCUAUAUCUAAUGAAAAUCACCCAAGUAACAUAACUACUACGGUUGAUUGUGCUAUAUGUAUGUCGGAGGUACCUGUAUACGUGGAAGAGUUACCUGAGACACACGGAGUUGAUAUCCAUGAUUACAUGGUCACACCUUGUAAUCACAUAUUCCACACAUUAUGUCUUGAAAAUUGGAUGAGUUACAAAUUACAAUGUCCAGUAUGUAGAGCACCACUUCCUCCAUGUUAG
Maudiozyma saulgeensis is the source of this 2337-nucleotide messenger RNA. The record is from the annotation of a GenBank genome assembly. NCBI's taxonomy places the organism in Eukaryota, Fungi, Ascomycota, Saccharomycetes, Saccharomycetales, Saccharomycetaceae.